This is a messenger RNA of Ceutorhynchus assimilis (cabbage seed weevil), 1695 nucleotides long. The record is from the annotation of a GenBank genome assembly. NCBI's taxonomy places the organism in Eukaryota, Metazoa, Arthropoda, Insecta, Coleoptera, Curculionidae.
AUGAUUCUACACAGAAAUGAUAACACCGACCUAAUAACACAAGGAGUGCACAGAAUCACAAUCUUGGGAGAAACCAAACUACCAAUGGACAAUGGUGGAAGUGAGGGCAACUUUGAAGCAACCAAAAAGGUGGUGACAGAAGUAGUCAAACCAGAGGCGCUAAUAAAUGGAUUCAGAGCAUGUGGACUAUACCCAUUUAAUCCAGAAGCUAUCGACUAUUCAAAGUGUUUGGGAAAGCUCAAUAAAGCUAUCGAGGAAAAUAAUUCUGAUCCUGUCAUGAUGGAUGGCAAGAUAUUCAGUAACUUUGUUGGAGGUGACAUAAUCGCUAGAUUCAAAUCAUAUGAUGCCAUUCUCAUCAAAGAAGGAUUCACUCCUGAAUUUUUAGCCCUCCACAGGAUGUGGAGAUACUUUGGAAACCCCAUUGAAACAGGGGUGGAGAAUGCUCUUGCUCAAAUAGAUACUGAGUUGAGUAAUGAACCUGAAAACUUCAAUCAUGAUAAAAGAUGCUUCGGAAACCCUAAGGAAACAGAGGUGGAGAAUGCUCUUACUCAAAUAGAUACUGACUUGAGGAAUGAACCUGAAAACCCCAAUAAUGAUGAUAAGACUACAGAAGGAAAUGAAAAUAAUAUCAAUUCAGAAAUUGAUUCGAUUACGAUGAUUGAACCCUCAAAGAGUGAGGCGGUCCAUGUAUUUGCCAAUGUCAUUAUUAGGAAUGUAGAUGAUUCAUCACGAACCAGUUCCCCUGUUUUUAUCACAGAUUCCAAUUGUAAAAAUUCACCUGAUAUUGAGACAAUAAGACAAGAAACUGAAAAUUCAGAACUACCUAAAGCUUCAAACGUGCAAAUAAAUAACAGCACUACCGAUUCGAUACACAAGAGCUCUAGUCCUGCAUCAGUGGGUAGAUGUAUUGAAGACUACCUCAAAAUUCCAGAUAAGCCUCAGCGUAAAAACAAGCGUCAAGUAGAACGGGUAUCUUUUGCUAUAACUUCGCGACUCUACCAAGAAAAUUUUGAGGCUAAAAAAGCUAUCAAGUUGGAGGAGGAGAAUAAAAAGAUUGAAAGGAAACGUAAAAGGGAAGAGAAAGCUGCAACUAAAACUAAUUUGAAAAAUAAGAAAGUUUGUAAAUCAAAUCAAAAUAAAAUAAAUGCAAUCUGUUCCGUUUGUAAGAAACGCUUAACCAAAAGUAAACACUGGACAUGCAACUCUUGCCAUAAGAAGUUUCAUAAUCUCUGCAUUCCAAAAAAACACAAAGAGCAUGUUCCCGAUAUAGGUGAUGAAGAUUUAUUUAUGUGUCAUAAUUGCUACGAAGAGGAAAAUGACGAAGAUAGUACCAUUAGUGAGGAGAGUUUUGAUGAUUUAAAAAAUGAGGGAGAUGGCUUUAGUGGAGAUCAAAGACUUAAGAUAGAGGAGCUGAUGAACUUGGCAAACAAUAAUAAUUGUUUAGCAAGCGAAAGAGAAAAAGAUACAACAAGAACUGACGACGCGCGUGAUGCGAACUUACCUGACGCAAAUUUGAUUGAAACAUGUCAAGAAGAAAAUCAAGAAAGACCGGAAAUAGAUGAGUUUUAUAGUGUGAAAUUAGUCAGUGAUGAUCUGGAUGAAUUAAACCCAUACGUUGAACAAAGUACUUUAGACGAGGAUCAAGACGCAGAUGAGCUUUUUACUAUGUAUAAGAAUGCUUAUAAAAAAUUCUAA